Messenger RNA from Penaeus monodon (black tiger shrimp), 618 nucleotides. Its product is annotated as putative 3-phosphoinositide-dependent protein kinase 2. NCBI's taxonomy places the organism in Eukaryota, Metazoa, Arthropoda, Malacostraca, Decapoda, Penaeidae. The transcript is spliced from 2 exons. Bases 1 to 618 code for a protein of 205 amino acids. The record is from RefSeq and is a predicted model, not a curated record. Gene Ontology annotation, biological process: intracellular signal transduction; peptidyl-serine phosphorylation. Gene Ontology annotation, molecular function: protein serine/threonine kinase activity; ATP binding.
AUGGCGAAGCUCGUCCGCUGGGGCGAGCAAGAGGUCGUGCUCAAGAAGGGCGCGGGGGGCGCCCCCCUGCCCCUGGGCCUGUGCAGAGAGCCGGCAGCCAUGCUCAUCUCGUACGCGGGCGCGACCACGCUGGAGCAGGCCCUGCGCGCCGGCAGCUGGAGCGAGGCCAAGGCGGUAGCCGUCGCCGUGAGCGUGUGCCGCCGUGUGGAGGAGAUCCACGCCAAGGGCCUGAUCCACAACGACCUCAAGGCCGACAACGUCAUGCUGCACAAGGCCCUCGACGUCUCCGUCAUCGACCUCGGCGCGGCCACGCCCGAGGGCGGCGUCGUUGGCUACGAAAUCGACAGCAGCUUCAGGGGCGAGUAUUUGGCGCCGGAGCUUCUAAGCGGAGGAGCCAGCAGCCGCGCCUCCGACGCCUUCGCCGUCGGCUUCCUCCUUCGCCAAAUCCGGGACGCCAUGAAGAGGCCCUCCAAGAAAGCCAAGGCCUCCAGAGGGGCGCAGGAGAAGCUCACCAGCGCCAUCGAGGGGGCGCAGCGCACGGAGCCAGAGCUGCGCUUCACCCUCAGCGAGAUCGUGGCGCUGCUGAAGCCGCCCGCGAGGGGCGCGUCUUCGCAGUGA